GAAGUGUCCGAAGGCGGGCGGAGACAGCGCGAUGGCCCCGGACCCCUGGUUCUCCGCGUACGAUGCCACCUGCCAAAUUGCACAAGACAUCGCCGAGAAAAUCCAACAGCAAAAUCAGCAUGGAAGAAGUGGUGAAAAUACAAUCAGGCUGACCGUGACAAUCAGAGCUUUGUUGCAGAGUCUGAAGGAAAAGAUCGCCCUUUUGAAGGACUUAUUGCUAAGAGCUGUGUCAACACAUCAGAUAACACAGCUUGAAGGAGACCGGAGACAGAACCUUCUGGAUGAACUCAUAACCCGGGAGAGGCUCCUUCUGGCAUCCUUUAAGAACGAGGGGGCAGAGCCCGAUCUCAUCAGACAGUCGCAGGUUAACUCUCGCAGCGGAAUCCAUGGCUGCAGGGGCUUCCCCUUCGGGGGGGUUGUCCGCGGAAGCCUCCUGGAGCCCAAAGCAGAUUGA
Puma concolor (puma) is the source of this 454-nucleotide messenger RNA. The record is from RefSeq and is a predicted model, not a curated record. NCBI's taxonomy places the organism in Eukaryota, Metazoa, Chordata, Mammalia, Carnivora, Felidae.